Messenger RNA from Prosopis cineraria, 1596 nucleotides. RefSeq names its product heat stress transcription factor B-2b-like. Gene Ontology annotation, biological process: regulation of transcription by RNA polymerase II. Gene Ontology annotation, molecular function: DNA-binding transcription factor activity; RNA polymerase II cis-regulatory region sequence-specific DNA binding. Bases 301 to 1254 code for a protein of 317 amino acids. The record is from RefSeq and is a predicted model, not a curated record. NCBI's taxonomy places the organism in Eukaryota, Viridiplantae, Streptophyta, Magnoliopsida, Fabales, Fabaceae. The transcript has 2 exons. Gene Ontology annotation, cellular component: nucleus.
UACCUUCUAGCGUUUUCCUUUCCUUUUCCCCUCUUUUCUCUCUCUUCCCCAGUUUUUCCGUCCUUCAUUCCAUUUUCUCUCUCAUUCAUAAAUUCUCAUGAGAACCUUCUAGAAAUGCUUUCAUAAUUCCUCCGUCCCUUCCCUCCUUCCACUUUUUCCCUCAUCUCUCUCUCCCCGCUUCUGGCUCACCUUCCGACGAUGCCGGUCUUGAACCCUCCCAAAGACACCACUUUCAGGUAAAUUUUACGAGUUAACCUGAUCUCAGGGUCAUAUUUUCCGGUGCUUUCUGGCUAGUUUUAUAUGGCUCCGCCGCCGGUGGAUCACAACGGCGAGUCCACGGCCGGUGACACCCAGAGAUCUAUUCCAACGCCGUUUCUCACCAAAACGUAUCAGCUCGUCGACGACCACACCAUAGACGAUGUUAUUUCGUGGAACGAAGACGGAUCCACUUUCAUCGUUUGGAACCCUACCGAAUUCGCCAGAGAUUUGCUUCCUAAAUAUUUUAAGCACAACAACUUCUCUAGCUUUGUCCGCCAACUCAACACCUAUGGAUUCAGAAAGGUUGUACCCGAUCGGUGGGAGUUCUCGAACGAGUGUUUUCGCAGAGGCGAGAAACGGCUUUUGUGCGAGAUACAGCGACGGAAGAUUUCAACACCUUCGACGCCGCCAACGAUGUCGCCGGUCGCGAAGGCCGGAGCCACUGCGACUGUGGCAGUGCCGACGCCGGUACCGUUGACUUCUAUACCGACGGCGAUGCCUAUCAUAUCGCCAUCAAACUCAGAUGAAGAGCAAGUGAUUUCGUCGAAUUCGUCGUCCUCGAAAGCUCCGGCUGACCUCAUAGAUGAGAACGACAGGCUGCGGAAAGAGAACGUCCAGCUGUCGAAGGAAUUAGCGGAGAUGAGAUCUCUCUGUAACAAUAUUUUCUCUCUGUUAUCCAACUACACCAACAACCAAAACGAUGGUGCUUUGCAAGGAAAAGACGCCGUGAAACCGCUGGAUUUGAUGCCGUCAAAACGGAACUCCGGUGAGGCGGCGGAAGAGUUAAAUCCGAAGCUGUUUGGGGUGGCGAUUGGGGCGAAGAGAGCGAGAGAAGCGACCGCUGGAGCGGAGGAGGAGGACACACUGUUAAGCUUACACCAGCCGGGGCCAACGGAGGUGAAAUCUGAGCCGUUGGAUUGUCAGAACGUUCGAGAGAAUCAGGAGACACCGUGGCUGAAUCAGUGCGACAUGGCUAAUCAGAGUGUGUGUAAUUAAUUAAUGGGCACACACCAGUGGGGGAAUAUGCUUAGAUCAGGAUAGGAACGGCAUAGAGAAUCCGGGUCCCGUAAUACGGAGACGCACGUACGAGCCAAGGGUCACGUGCGUCGUUAACCGAGUGGGACCAGUUCCUAGAAGUUUCUCAGAGGCGCAUUCACGGAGUCUGCAUCUUUGAAAAGAAAACGAUGCGCUCUCUCUCUCUGUAGUUUAAUUAUUUUGCCUUUCUAUUUUUGCAUUGAAUUCAACUUUGGUCUCUGUAUUGUAGAUUAGAUCAAAAUUUAUGUAGAUCCCAUAUUUUUAUUACUAAAUUUCGUCGCCCUAAGGAAGCGAAUUCAGAAA